Danaus plexippus (monarch butterfly) is the source of this 656-nucleotide messenger RNA. RefSeq names its product general odorant-binding protein 66-like. The coding region runs from base 73 to 585 and encodes 170 amino acids. Gene Ontology annotation, molecular function: odorant binding. The record is from RefSeq and is a predicted model, not a curated record. Lineage: Eukaryota; Metazoa; Arthropoda; Insecta; Lepidoptera; Nymphalidae. The transcript is spliced from 5 exons.
AGACGACUCGACGGUUGGCUAUAAAACAAGAGUGCGUGUGGUACAUGGCCACUGCAUCCCAGCGCUUCAAUCAUGAUAGGAAUCAGUUUCUGUGUGAUAUUGACGAUUUUCCAAGUUGUGUUAUCCGACGUGCCCCCUCACUGUAGAGGACCGCCGCCCGGUGGGGCUAAUCCAAGUGACUGUUGCAAGUUACCAAAGGUUUUUACUGAAGAAGACUUCAAAGAGUGCGGUAUUGAAAAACCAACAAAAGAAAGGAGAGUUCCCGAGUGUUCCAAGCAAAUUUGUCUACUGAAACGAUAUGAACUGAUGAAAGAUGAUACAAAUGUUGAUAAAGAUGCUGUAGCCGCCUUUCUCGAUAAAUAUAGUGAGGGAGACGAGGACAUGCAAAGUGCUGUAGAAGCCACCAAACAGAAGUGCUUGAACAACGAUUUUCCGAAUAUCCCAGAAAUAUGUGAACCGAGCAAAAUCGUCUUUUGUGUUGCAGGCUCGAUGUUAAUGAACUGUCCUAAGUGGGAUGAAAGUGAGGACUGCCAAAAACUUAAAGAUCACUUCGAAAAUUGCAAUAAGUAUUUUCCUAAGAAAUAAUAGUGUAACAUUACAAUAACUGCGCUUUGAAGUCUGUAAUAUCGUUUAAUGAAUAAAACUAAUAUAUUUUA